Messenger RNA from Aethalodelphis obliquidens (Pacific white-sided dolphin), 1275 nucleotides. Its product is annotated as basic salivary proline-rich protein 2-like. The coding region runs from base 1 to 1275 and encodes 424 amino acids. The record is from RefSeq and is a predicted model, not a curated record. Lineage: Eukaryota; Metazoa; Chordata; Mammalia; Artiodactyla; Delphinidae. The transcript is spliced from 4 exons.
AUGUGGCAGGGGACCUGGCAGAGCCAGUCCAAGGGGGCACCUGCAGGAGUGACGUGGACCCACAAGAAGGCUGAGGGGCCGAAGCGCUUGAAAGCACCCGAGGAAGGAGGGAAUCCCGAGUCUGAAAUGACAGAGGCCUCGGCCCUGCUGCAGGGCAGCUUCCAGGGUGCACACGGAGAUGGUGGGGCUGAGGGAAGUACAAGAUUGCGAUCAGCCCCUGAAGACGGCGUCUGCCACCCCAGCUAUGGCCACCAGGUGAAAGGAGCCCCCCACCGCCACCGCUGCACCCAGAGGCCUGUCCCUCCGACCCCGCUGCCCUCACCCCCACCCCGCGGCGAACAGUGCAGGGGCAGGGUCUGGUGGCCGCGGGAAGUCCCCACGAGCCCGGCUGGCCUUCCCUUCCGGCCGCCGCCGUGCGGCGCCGCGUCCCCACGGGUCCCUCUGGCCCGGUUCCCUCGGCGCGCCAAGCCAGCCAGGGGCGCGGGCCGGGCUGGGGCGCCGCGUGGCCUCCCCCCGCAGGAGCACAGCGGCGCGGAGCCCCCCGGUCGGAAGACCCCACCCUGCUCCGCGCGCUGCCUCCGCCGCAGUGUCCGAGUGCCACGGGGCCAGCACGCCCAGGGGCGACCCAGAGGAGGCAGCGGCCCGGCUCGGGGACCAACUGCUGCGAUCCGAAAUGAAUGGCCGGCCCACGGCCGCUCGCGCCCCCCGCCCGGCCCCCGCUCCCCGCAGUCCGGCCCGGCGGCUCCCAGCUCCCCGGAACCCACCGCUCGGCGGCCACUUGGGCUGCACUUUGCAAAGUGUCCCGCGGAGCUGGCCCAAGCUCUGUCAAGGGCGCCGGGCAGGGCUGAGGCCAGGCGGCACGGCCGCGGCCCCCGCCGAGCCCCCGGCGCGCCCUGGCGUCUGCGGCGCUGCACGUCCCGGGCGGGGAGCGAGGUCGGGGCAGCCGAGCCGCGGAGCAGCGAGGGCCGGGAGGGUCCGUCCGGCCCCGCCAGGGCGCGCCACCGAGGGUGCGGGGACGCGGCGGGGAGCGGGCAGCCAGGUGACCCCGGGGACCGAGCCCCGAGUCCCUCCACAGCCGCCCGAGCUAGUGCCGCUGCCCGGGAGCCGCGGGCGGCGCGGGGCGCGGCGCGUCCACACUCACCUCCCGCUCCGAGGGCCCCGCGCCGCUCGCCGCGCUGGCGGAUGCGAACGAGCUCCCAGAACGGCAGCGGCGGCUGCCGGCGCCCGGCCCGCGCGCAGCGCUCUGCGGCGCGGAGGCGCAGUCCUCAUCCCUGA